GUACGCCAUAAUGCCAGAAGAUUUUGAUGACGAUAAUUUUUCUUUCAGAAAUGAGAAUAAUCUGUCGCUGUUCGCCUUCUUGAUAGAUGUGUCAUAGCGACCGUUGGGGGAGAAUCAAACCUGAAGGAGAUGUCAGAAGAAGACGGUAGUAAAUCUCCGUCACAUGAUAAGGAUGGUGAAGAAGAGACUAUUGACGUUGGUACAACAGCCGAGCCACAUGUUUUGGUAUCUGACUCGCUGGAGCAGACAAUUGACUCAUCUGGGAGCAGUGAAGAAUCCAGCUCACGGGACAUGUCUGUCAGCCAGUCUCUGCCAGCCGAUACCGACCCAGUAGAUGGCUCUGAUGGCCUAAUGUGUGUGUCUGUGGCCAACACCAAUGUCUCCAUGCACAACCUAGCUGACAAGUCACCUAACACACAUCAAGAAUUAAGCUCACCUCUUCCUGAUGAUUUUGUCAGUUCACCCACAGAUGCCUCAAAUCCCCUCUCUGACUCCUACCAAGGUCAGAAGUCAUUAAUUUGCACCUUGUGCGAUUAUUCAACUAAUGAUCGGAGCAACUUCAAACGUCACAAAAGACUUCAUAUUCGCUCCAACCCUGUGAAUGUCCUUAAGUGUGGAAAGUGUUCCUACACAACAAUUUUACCUCGGAAGAUCCGAGAACAUUAUCGGCAGCAACACAACAUUGUGUAUACUUGUAGGCAGUCGGAGUGUUUGGAUGCUCCAGCUUCACUGUACAGUGGACAUAGACCGCCAGACAUGCCUGUCACUUUUCAGAAUUUAGAGAUGACUUCAAGGCAGCCCCCUGGAAAUAGAACUGUGUCUGUAGCCCCGAGUGCCCUACACUCCCUACUGACCUCAGUUGGUCCAGAAAGGCUGGAGUAUGGGAGGAUUCAUAACCCAAACCUGCCUCAGUAUGAACCGUACGAGUCCCACUCACAACCCCUGCCCCGGGUCCAGGAACCACACAUGGCAUCAAAUUAUUUGCGGUCCAUUGUUUCUACAGUGCUACCACCCAAUCCCCUUCAUCGUGUGGCAGCAACUAGUACCAUCACAUCAUCCAGUUACUAUUUAAAUACAGCAGAUGUAUCAAAUCAUCGUCACGUAUCGGGCAGUGCCCUUCAAAACCCCAGCCUGGCUGGCAUGCAGGCCAUGGACUUGCAGCUUGAUCCGGCGGUGAAGGUAAAACAGGAACCAGUGGACAUGGUCAUGGACACUGUGUCCAGUUCUGGAGUGGGUUCCCGUACCCCUGAACCCAGCAGGCAGUACGAAAACCACCCUGUCCGCCUGCAGAGGCAUAUGGAUCCUCCAGACAGCAUCUCCUACAUGCCCAUGGACAGAGGCAAUGAGGCUGUGCCUCUCACCUUCCCCAGUCAACCUGGCCCCUCCGACGAGCGGAGACGAGAAAGUAGGCGAGAAAGUCGAUACCAAGAGGAACCUUGUGGCUCACAGCCUCACAUUAAAAUGGAAACUUCUAGUAUUGGGGUCCAGUGUGCCAUGCCUGUGGUGAAAGCAGAACCAGUGGAACGCACUGUUUCUGAGAACAAGCGUCGGAUGAGGGGAACACUGUUGAUGAUUGAGCGUGGUACUCAGUGUGAACUGAUCCAGUGCAGCAGGGGUAGCUCACAACAGGGCAUCCAGUCGUACGGCAGUGACUCAGAAGGCAGUGACCAACAGGCACCCUCUCAUAGGCAAUGCUCAAAGUGUCUUCACUGUGGAGUCACAUUUGAUGAUGAAGUUCUCUAUUCCAUCCACAUUGGCUGCCACAGCCAUACUGAUCCUUAUGUGUGCAAUGUGUGUGGCAAACACUGUCAUAAUAAGUACGGCUUUUAUUCACAUAUCAUGAGAGGCCACCAGUGCUGAAAGAACAGACAUUUUUGCUGUACAUGUAUAUCAUUGCUUUCAUGUAGAGAGAAUAAUAUCAUUGAAAACAUGACAUAAUUUGGACUUGUGAUCUGAGGUGUACUGUACUGAAGCCAGCACACCUCAGAUCAAGAGGUCUAGAGUUUACUAUUUAUAUAUUAAUAACCAUGUGCUCAAUAUUAAGAGAGGACAUUUUCUCCCAAUUCUUGGGGAUUAUUUUUGAUUAAGUAUAUAUUAUUGUAGUGUAAAUGAUAUCUGUUAGAGGUUAAUCAAGUUACGAAAUGAUGAUGGUAUACAAGUUUAUAUUUGUGUGCCGUAAGCCCCAUUUUGUGAUAGUCUCUGUGUAAAGUGUAGUAUUUUUAGUGUAAAUUAGAUAUAACAUGUUAUAUUGAACCAGUCAAGAGCUCUACCACCUAUUAUUUCGAAUUAAUAAAUGUUGGAUCUGGUGUUUCUUCUUAAAUGUUUUUGACUUUAAGACAGAACAACUUUAAGACAGAUACAAAUACUAACUACAUAUGUAAUAUACAAGCAGGGCGAGAUACUUCUACUAUACCAUUAAAGUACUGCUUGUAAAUGUGAUAAAGUAGUAACAGAAAAAUACCGGUAAGACCUAGAUAGCAUCUUGUAAUGGCAUUUAUUAGGGUUAAAGUUAUUGCAGUUGCAUGAGUGGGAUAGAUUGUCAAAUGGUUCAGUUUCUGUUUUCUUGUACAGUGUGUUAUUUUUUGGGCAUUAGGAACUGUAAAUCAGUUUGUGAAUAAUUUUGGGAAAGUGAAAUUCUGCUUUUUUAUGUAUUUUGACCAUCACAUCAGUUUUGCUUGUUGUUGCUGUGGAAUGUUGAGUGCUUCGACUACUCCUUUAGGCUGAUUUGUUUACACAAUUUUUGUCGUGUCACUUAGUUUAUAUCAUAAAGCUUUACUUUUGUUACUUUGUUACUUGUGUAUUAUCUUCUGGUAUUACACUAUUUAAUGUAAACAUGAGCAUUGGUUUUCCUUCCAUUCUCUUAAUAGGGCUUUGCGAAAUUGCUGUGCAAAGGUUUUUGAUUUUCUAGUCAAUUGAGUCAGUGCCUUUAAUUCAUGUUUCAACUUGCUCAUUUAACUUAUUACAACUUCAUUUGAGCUCUUCUGGUGCUUUACAUUUUGCAGUGUAAUAGGCAGCAAUUUUGUCAACAUACCAUUUGUUGUGUACAUCCUAAUUUAUUUCACUGUUAUUUUUUGUGGUGAAAUCUCAAUCCCUUUUUACUAGGAGUAUGUCUCUCUUCCUACAGUGGAAUACACAUAUUUCAGUUUUUACUACAUUGUUUAUGGUGAUUGGUACAAGAUAUGCAAUAUAAUUAUUUUGUUAUUUAUUUUACUCAUGCAAUUUCAUUAAUUUUAAAGUGCAGCACCUCACACUAACACAUGUACAUCGGUACAAUUUUCUACUAAUGUUGUACUUGUACAUAAGACCUAUUAAGUUUCUGUUUUACUUUUUCUUCCCAAAUGUUAUAUUUGUUGCUAUAUUAUCUCGUUGUCCUGUCUGAAAACAUGCUCCCAUCUUACUGGUGUCAUAAAGUCAAAUGGUUAUAACAUUACACGGGAAAUAACCCUUUACUGUCUCUCUCUUUCUCCUUCGUCUGCAUCGGGAUACAAAUAUUUUGUCCUGCAUUCUUUCUUCCAAUUACUGUGUCCUCCCUUUGUUAUAUAAUUUUCAUUCCUAAUUCAUUUCCGUUCUCCCUCUAGGUUAACAACUUUGCCAACUGUGUCACUCUAUUCCUUAUCAUUAUCGUCUUCCCUAUGUAUCCAAACAGUAUCUCUAUCUAUCCCCUCACACUUCCUUGCCAGUCCCUCCAUACCUUACUCUAUUCCUCUUCCCUCCAUUUAUAUGGUUCAUCGUUUCCCAUACUGUCUAUGCAUUAUUGCUUUCCAGUAUCACCGGUCUUCACUUAUUAUAUCUCCAUUUGAGCCUGUCACAGUUUCUUUUCCUUUCUUAGUGCCUAUCCUGUACUCCAUUGUUGUGAUCACCUUCUUCCCUUAUCAUCUCUCCAUUUGAGCUUUCCACAAUUUCUUUUCCUCCUUUCAAUAUACUGUUGUCCAUUAUUGUGAUUCCUUUCUUUCCCUAUCUCUCCAUUUGAGCCUUCCACUCUUUCUUGUCCUUCCUUAAUGUCUUUCCUUUUUUUACAUCGCUGUGACUCCAUUCUUCCAUUUCGGUCAUGUAUUUCUCUUCCUGGCACAUUUUAUUUUCCUUCCAUUCUUUUAUGACCUCUCACUGUUCCUGCCUUGACGCAUCCCUCUUCAAUUCUGUCUUUUUUUUUCGUCGACUUUAUGACUGGUAUAUAGCUCACAUCCAGAUAGGGUUUGCAUUCUUGUGAUGACAUCAUCAGGCUUUUCAUUCAGAAUCGGAGGUCAGAGUUCAAAACUAGGCGGCUGAAUUGAAAAUAAUUAUGUCACAAUUACUAUUGACUCAGAUAGUAAGAAUAUUCAAAGUAGACGACUACGGGGACGGCAGCCACUCAUUUAGCUGUAUGUCUGCUGCUUGCACUUUUUCAACACCCUGCAUCAUAACAGGGUGUUUGUAGAAGCAGAUUUUAUCGCAUAAACAUAAAGUUACUGGAUUUACGAGAAAAAUUAUGAAAAGCAGGAUUUGGCGGGCACACAGGAAAUACAGUAUGGGGCAGUUGUAUAGGGAAUAGUUAGAAGUCUAUGUAUAUUUUUAGCUGAAUUAACAUGGAUGUAUGUCUCCUUUCCCUUUAAAUGGAUUUGCUGCGUUUAAAGGUUGUAGCACGACAAAAAUGAUGUUGCACAUCGCUAUUCUCAAUUUUGUUUAGGUCCGCUUUAUAAAGACAUUUACAAUAGAAAUUCUGAAAAGACUGCUGAGGUAUAUAUGCUGUUGGUUUGUCGGAUGACCCCGGUGCAGUCAACCAUAAAGGAGUUGGGAAGUGCAUCGUGUAAAUUUACCGGACAUAAUGUUCUGUUUCUCUCAUGAUCAGACACGUCUUUUCACAACAAUUCUUUGUUUUACAAUUAAACUGAAGCGAUGUCUGUAAUAUAUGCAAGUCUCGGUGUUGCUGAUAUGUUUUUUUUUUUUUUUUUUUACCAUUGGUUAGUAAUUAUCUAUCGCUUGCAGUCUGAUUUUACUCCAAUGGCGUUGAUCCGGAAGCAAAACGCACAAAAAGCGAAAUUAAUAAAGCGCCUUCGUGUCUAUUUUUGUAUGUAGCAUUUGCUGUCUUCAUCUCACCUAACUCUUGUACUACCCUGCUGCCAAUGGUCGUG
Molecule: messenger RNA, 5108 nt
Organism: Liolophura sinensis
Lineage: Eukaryota; Metazoa; Mollusca; Polyplacophora; Chitonida; Chitonidae
Product: zinc finger protein Helios-like
Exons: 3
Coding region: 130-1860 (576 amino acids)
Biological process (GO): regulation of gene expression
Cellular component (GO): nucleus
Source: RefSeq, a predicted model, not a curated record